AGCGGCGGCGGCGCGAUGCCGGCGGCGGCCGGGGGGCUGCUGUGGUGGAGCUGCUGCGUGCUGGCGGCGGCGGCCGGGGCCCCGCGGGCCGCCGCGGCGGCGCAGGCAGUGUGUGCUGGCACUGAGAACAAGCUGAGCUCCCUGUCUGACCUGGAGCAGCAGUACCGGGCCCUGCGCAAGUAUUAUGAGAACUGUGAGGUGGUGAUGGGCAACCUGGAGAUCACCAGCAUCGAGCACAACAGAGACCUCUCCUUCCUGAGGUCUAUCCGAGAAGUGACGGGCUAUGUGCUGGUGGCUUUGAACCAGUUUGAGUACCUGCCCCUGGAGAACCUGCGCAUCGUCCGUGGCACCAAGCUCUACGAGGAGCGCUACGCCCUGGCCAUAUUCCUCAACUACAGGAAGGAUGGCAACUUCGGGCUCAGGGAACUUGGCUUGAGGAACCUGACAGAGAUACUGAAUGGAGGGGUCUAUGUUGGCCAGAACAAAUUUCUCUGCUUUGCAGACACCAUUCAUUGGCAAGACAUCGUGCGUAACCCCUGGGCCUCCAACUUCACUCUGGUUCCAACCAACGGCAGCUCAGGAUGUGGUCGUUGCCACAAGUCCUGCACAGGACGGUGCUGGGGACCAACAGAGAAUCACUGCCAGACCUUGACCAAGACCGUGUGUGCAGAGCAGUGCGACGGACGCUGCUACGGGCCCUACGUCAGUGACUGCUGCCACCGCGAGUGCGCCGGGGGCUGCUCCGGACCCAAGGACACCGACUGCUUCGCCUGCAUGAAUUUCAAUGACAGUGGUGCCUGUGUCACACAGUGCCCCCAGACCUUUGUGUACAACCCCACCACCUUCCAGCUGGAGCACAAUCACAACGCCAAGUACACCUACGGGGCUUUCUGCGUCAAGAAGUGCCCGCACAACUUUGUGGUAGAUUCCAGCUCUUGUGUCCGGGCAUGUCCGAGCUCCAAGAUGGAGGUUGAAGAAAAUGGAAUUAAGAUGUGCAAGCCCUGCACUGACAUUUGUCCUAAAGCAUGUGAUGGCAUUGGGACGGGCAGUUUGGUGUCGGCUCAGACAGUGGAUUCCAGCAACAUUGACAAGUUUGUAAACUGUACCAAGAUCAAUGGCAACCUUAUCUUCCUUGUCACUGGGAUUCAUGGAGACCCGUAUCACACGAUCGCUGCCAUCAAUCCAGAGAAAUUAAAUAUCUUCCAAACAGUGAGAGAGAUAACAGGGUAUUUGAACAUACAGUCAUGGCCUGAGAAUAUGACAGACUUCAGGGUGUUUUCUAACUUGGUUACCAUCGGUGGGAGAGCUCUCUAUAGUGGCCUUUCCUUGCUCAUCCUAAAGCAACAAGGCAUCACCUCCCUGCAGUUCCAGUCCUUGAAGCAAAUCAGUGCUGGCAACAUCUACAUCACAGACAACAGCAAUUUGUGCUACUACCACACUGUCAACUGGAGCAGCCUGUUCAGCACCCCCAGCCAAAAGACAGUGAUCCACAGGAACAAAAGGGCAGAGAACUGCACUGCUGAUGGCAUGGUGUGCAACGAGCUGUGCUCCAGCGACGGCUGCUGGGGGCCAGGGCCAGACCAGUGCCUGUCCUGCAAGCGCUUCAUCCGGGGCAGGACCUGCAUCGACUCCUGCAACCUCUACGACGGGGAAUUCCGAGAGUUUGCCAACGGCUCAGUGUGUGUGGAGUGUGAUCCCCAGUGUGAGAAGAUGGAGGAAAACAUGAUCACCUGCUACGGGCCGGGACCUGACCACUGCACAAAGUGUUUCCAUUUUAAGGAUGGUCCAAAUUGUGUGGAAAAAUGUCCUGAUGGCUUGCAGGGGGCCAACAGCUUCAUUUUCAAGUACGCUGACGAGGAUCGGGAGUGCCAUCCGUGUCAUCCCAACUGCACCCAAGGGUGUAGAGGCCCAGCUAGUCAUGACUGCAUUUUCUAUCCAUGGACACGGCAGUCCACGCUGCCACAGCACGCUAGAACCCCCCUGAUUGCUGCAGGAGUCAUUGGUGGCCUCUUCAUCAUCGUCAUCAUGGGCCUGACGUUCGCCGUGUACGUUCGGCGCAAAAGCAUCAAGAAGAAGAGAGCACUGAGAAGGUUCCUGGAGACUGAGCUGGUGGAACCCCUGACCCCGAGCGGCACGGCGCCCAACCAAGCCCAGCUCCGCAUCCUGAAGGAGACAGAGCUGAAGAGAGUCAAGGUGCUGGGCUCUGGAGCCUUUGGAACAGUGUACAAGGGGAUCUGGGUCCCUGAGGGAGAAACAGUAAAGAUUCCUGUGGCCAUCAAGAUCCUUAAUGAGACCACUGGUCCGAAAGCCAAUGUGGAGUUUAUGGAUGAAGCUCUGAUCAUGGCCAGCAUGGACCACCCACACCUGGUGAGGCUCCUGGGUGUCUGCCUGAGCCCCACCAUCCAGCUGGUCACCCAGCUGAUGCCUCACGGCUGCCUCCUGGAUUAUGUCCAUGAACAUAAGGACAACAUUGGCUCCCAGCUCCUGCUCAACUGGUGUGUCCAAAUAGCUAAGGGCAUGAUGUACCUGGAAGAGAGAAGACUCGUGCACCGGGACCUGGCAGCCCGUAAUGUCCUGGUGAAAUCACCAAACCACGUGAAAAUCACUGACUUUGGCUUGGCCAGGCUUCUGGAAGGGGAUGAAAAGGAGUACAAUGCUGAUGGGGGAAAGAUGCCAAUUAAGUGGAUGGCUCUGGAGUGCAUACACUACAGGAAAUUCACCCAUCAGAGUGAUGUGUGGAGCUAUGGGGUGACCAUCUGGGAGCUGAUGACCUUUGGUGGGAAGCCCUACGAUGGAAUCCCAACCCGAGAGAUCCCCGACCUGCUGGAGAAGGGAGAGCGCCUGCCCCAGCCCCCAAUCUGCACCAUUGAUGUUUAUAUGGUGAUGGUGAAGUGCUGGAUGAUUGAUGCUGACAGUCGGCCAAAAUUCAAGGAGCUGGCUGCUGAAUUCUCUAGAAUGGCUCGAGACCCUCAGAGAUACCUGGUAAUUCAGGGAGAUGAUCGUAUGAAGCUCCCAAGCCCAAAUGACAGCAAGUUCUUCCAAAAUCUUCUCGAUGAGGAAGACCUGGAAGAUAUGAUGGAUGCUGAAGAGUAUCUUGUUCCUCAAGCCUUCAACAUUCCUCCUCCUAUCUACACCUCCAGGACAAGAAUUGAUUCCAACAGACAGAACCAGUUUGUGUACCGGGACGGCGGCUACGCGGCCGAGGUGCCGAUGCCCUACAGGGCUCCUGGCUGCAUCCUUCCAGAAGCCCCAGCUGCUCAAGGGGCCACAGCAGAGAUCUUUGAAGACACUUGCUGCAAUGGCACGAUGCAGAAGCAGGUGGCAGCCCUGGCAAAAGAGGACAGCAGCACCCAGAGGUACAGCGCUGACCCCACCGUCUUCAUGCCCGAGCGGGUUGUGCGGGGAGAGCUGGAUGAGGACGGGUACAUGACACCGAUGAGAGACAAACCCAAAACAGAUUACCUAAACCCAGUGGAAGAGAACCCAUUUGUUUCCCGACGAAAGAAUGGAGAUCUCCAAGCUGUGGACAACCCAGAGUACCACAAGGCUCCAAACGGGCAGCCCAAAGCCGAGGACGAGUACGUGAACGAGCCGUUGUACCUCAACACCUUCGCCAGCACCUUGGAAAACGCCGAGUACCUGAAGAACAAUUUGCCAGAGAAAGCCAAGAAGGCCUUUGACAACCCAGACUACUGGAACCACAGCCUGCCCCCACGGAGCACCCUCCAGCACCCGGACUACCUGCAAGAGUACAGCACAAAAUACUUUUACAAACAGAACGGACGGAUCCGGCCCAUAGUGGCAGAGAAUCCCGAAUACCUCUCCGAGUUCUCCCUGAAGCCUGGCACUGUGCUGCCCCCGCCGCCCUACAGACACCGGAACACCGUGGUGUAGUGGCUGUGCUCUCACUGAAGUGGAAAGGCAACCCCCUUCUAGCUGCCUCACUCAUCCUUUCCCACUCCCCCCUUCUCCCUGCCCUUGCCCAUCCUUCCUCCCUCCCUUCCCUCUCUUUCUCCCACGAGCUUCCUCUUCUUGCCAGUUCACUCAUUUUUGAUAUUUCUAAGUGAAAGGAUGUCUCGGAGUUGGUUGCAGAUUGGGUUGGGAGCCUGGAAGGAAGGAAGGAAAGAGACUGAAAGAAGGAGUGUCCAACCUGGCCUUCCCCACUUUCGGCAGAGGCGGGGGUUGGAUGCCCAGAGAAGCCAGGUGGUGCUAGGAAAGGCCGGUGGCAGUGCUGCUUCGAGCUCGUUCUCAGUGAUCCAGCUGUAGGAAGUGCCACAGAAAGGCUGAUUCUUUCAGCAGGAGCUGAUGGGAGUCUGUACAGCAUUCCUGGAAAUCUCCAUGCAAUUUCCAUCAGGGUGAAAAAUGGACAAUUUUUAUAUCCUGUGUGAUAGCGUAGUAAUUGAGAUUGAGAAUCCAAUUUCUUUCUCUAACACUUUCUAUCCCAGCAACUGAAAAUGGCUAACAUAGCUUUUCAAAAACAUUCAGAUCUUCAUUGUGGCUUUCCAAGAAAUGAUGAUGUGACUCCCACAUACAGCUAAACCCCUCUUCUGAGCCACACCGUGAUUUUGUGCCAAUUCCCAGCCACAGAGACUCCUGCUCAGAGCUGGUACUUGACAUGACCAUUUUUGUACGUGUGCCAACACAGCCAUCACUUUAAACACAAAAUACCCUUCAGAAGAGAGUUACAAAACCACAUCUUCAAUAUGGUCAUUUGAAGCUAAAAACCAGGCCAAGAAAUGAAGAUUUGUAUGCCAAAAGUUUUGCUUUUCUUGUUUUAUACCUGCUGACUGUAAACACUGCAAAAGAUUGUCACUAAUUCUUCCCUCUUUUUCUUCUUCAUGGUCAUGAAGGGAGCUGGGGAUGCUGUCAGGCAGCACUGAGGACAAGACAGAGAACUGAAGAGUUUGAUGUUUUGUGGGGUGGGGUGGGAAGGGUCCUUUAAACUGGAAGACAGACACUGGACUGGAGAAAACGCACAUAGUGGUUCACUGGAAAGUUAGUUUGCACUUAACCUCUGAUUUUAUUUGAACUGUUUUCUGGAUUUUGAAUGAAGCAAUAUGGAAGUGACCAGCAAAAUGCAAAAUAAUAAUUUUAAAUUAAAAAAGAAAUAUAAAUUAUUUGUAAAGGAUGACUGUGGAAAUGCCAAAAUGAAGCAAAUCAAGUCUUUGGAACAAUGCCUGCCACUUCUGAGAGGCCGAUGCAGUGACUGCUUCAGAGAAUACAGUGACAGAGCAGCCAGCUCUUCUUGCUGCUCUGUGAAGGACAGCAGAGCAAGCCCUGGAAAGGAUCAGGGGAGGAAAAUGUCUUCCUCUGGCUUGCAGCACAGUACAGAAUACCAUUUUUCUAAAAGGAGGAUUACUCUGGCACAGAAGACAGUGCAUAUGAGGUUUGAGAAGUCAAAAUGUGCAUGAUUUGCAGAGCUUUCUGUCAAAAAUGUAAAUAAGUAUGAGUCAGUCUCCUUGCACUUAGUUCUGCUUUUGUCAACCUCAGUUUUUAGGUAGACACCCCCUGACCUGCUCCUCUUUGGAAAUCUCUUUCAAAGCAGAGUUCUGGAUGUUUUUGGUGAUCUGGGGCAGAUGGAGCUGGGAAGGAGGCACAAGGGCCAGAGGCACCAAGGCUUGUUCCUGGCACACCAGCACUGCGUGUGUAAGAGCAUUUGUGAGCCUGCUUCCCACCAAACACCUUAAGGAACUAUGAGGUACCUUUGGAGAUCUGCCUGUCUCUAUCCAUCAAGGCUUUUAAAGGGAAGAGGCAAUGCCUGGUGGAUGGCAAUCCUGGGUGAUGCAACAGUAUUUCAGUUUAUGUGCUUCAGCUCUGUUAGGGCUGGGAUCUUUAGGGUGACCUAACCUGGCAACAAAACCAGCAGCAAGCAGUGGUCUGGAAAUGGCAUCACCCUCCUCUAAAUUCCUGCCAUUCCAUCAGCUUGCCACCUUUAAUCUUAGAGGAGCAGAGGAAGGGAGUAAGAAACAAGCAACAGCUACCUGAAGCUUAGUAGGUCAGCUUGACAAAGGUGUGAAAAGAUGUUAAAGCUGGCUUGGUUGUUACCCUUGUAGAUGGAAAACACCCUGUGAUCACAAGGCUGGUUCAGCCAGCGAGCUGUUGGUGCACCCGGUGUGUCCAGGUGUGCAUCAAGCUGAAGGUUCUGGAAGCAGCAACAACAGGCACAGAGCUUUGAGCUGGGAAAAGGAGACCUUGGGUCAAGUGGUACCAAGGUGGUUUGUGGUGAUAUAACCAAAUGGCCACUGCCAGGAGAUAGAUGGAUAUCAUCUGCACUGAGGGGCCUCUUCUGGUGCCUCUGGUAGCUCCUCACCAUGUUGGUGGGACAGGGGCACACAGCAGGCAGGGGCUGGGGCACAGAGGGUGGCUGCUCCAGGGAAGGUUUGCCCACAGCAGUGCUCACCUGCUGCACAGGUCUGCCAGGCUGGGACAAUGCUGCCAAGCUGCCUGGGGACAGGGACCAGCGCAGGAAUGUGGGUGUUCAGCACAGCAGCUGCCUGCAGGACCAUAGGUAGGUGGAGAAAGGUUGAUUUGUCCCUGAAUGGUUCUUGUAACAGAGUAACUCCUAAUGGAGAAAAAUAAAAAAUGAAAUGCUGGCUCAGCUGACAUGUUUGGAUUCAGAGAUGAGCUCAGAGGCUGCUGGGGCAGAGGCAGGCACACCUCCAGAGCCAGGCACGGGGAUGGAGCUGCUCACACAAGGUGAGGCCUGUUUGUUCCUCUGGCAAUGAAGUAGUGCUCAUCUUAGAAACAAGCCCAUGGAGUAAUCCAAGUGUAAAUACUGGUGGGGUUUAACAAUUUAACCUUUUAUUUCUUACAAGGCUUGAAUUAUUUAUUAAUUUUAUUUGUUGACUGUGGGUGUGCUGUAAUAUAUUAAGUAGCAUGGAAAUGCAGAGGCUCCUGCAGGUGGGGCAGCAGGAAAGCUGGAACAGGGGCUCUGCCUGGCAGCCCGGAUGAGCCAUGCAGAGCCAUGCUAGUGGGGUCUGGGAUACAGAGGACAGGCAGAGGCUUCAUCAGCACAGCGAUUCGGGAUGAGGGAGAGCUCCACACGCUGCAGCUUCUCAAUUUUUUUUUUUUUUAAUUGUUUUCUGAGCUUCUGGUUUGAGUUGCAGUUGCCAAAACUGGCCCUUGGGUUCCGUGAGCUUAGCUGGCAGGUUUGCCUCUUUGCAACAGAUAGUUUAAUCAUGGCUAAAGAAAAAAAGAAAGGGAAACUGAGAGCAGAACUGUUUGGCUGUUUUAAUUCCAGCAGCAAUGCCUGGCUGUCCCUAACUCACAUCUUUGCCUUACUGGGUGUUGCUGCUGGCUUGGGGAAAGAACUUGGGCAAGUGCAGAUGGCAAAAUCAUGGCAAGCAUUCCACUGGGAUUCAUAUGGGGUGAAAGAUGAGGGCCAAGGUCUUUAAGGCAUAAUGACAGGUCUGGGCGAAAAGCACACACACACACACACAAACUGCAUUUUGUCAGCACAAAGCAGCAGGAGAGCAGAUCAACAGAAGUACUUUGGGUGUGAUUCACUUUCUAGUGCUACAGAGGGAUCUGUGGGUUUUAGAAUGCAGUCUCCUGUUUACAAAUGUUCUGUUUCCUCCUGUCAUGGCCUGUGUCACAGGAGAGCAGUGACCACCUUUUCAAAAGCACGUUUUUAGCUGAGUGUGGCUCAGCCAUUAUCCAAGGCACAAAGCAUCCUGCUAAAGGAAAGAGAACAACAUUUGUUAUUUUCUCCUGAUCUCUUUCAGUGUUACUUGUCCUAGCUGUCAUUACCUACCUGAGGGUUAUUGCAAGCAGAUGCUGGGGCCGAUUGACUCACUGUAGCAUAAUUGGCUGAAACCAACUACUUUUAACACUUACUUCUUCAGAUCUUUUCAGAUUUUCCUUUUUCUGCAGAAUGGCCAGGAGGGAUUUUUUACAUGGCCAUUGGCUCAGAGGUAGCAGAGUAUUUACAGCUAUAUUUCAGACAGCUUGUCUCUCUCAGGUAGCAAGAGAUGGAAAUAAAUCUGCAAUAGGAGCCAUGUAGAUCUGUUUGAGGUACCCUGAAAUCCUUUUCUGUCUACAAAGAAAUGCUGUAUUACUCCUGGAUGUACCACACACUUGGUAGAAAAUGUGUUUCUUGACUGCAAGGCUCAUAUGCAAUGAUCUGACACCAUUUUCCACUGAAGAUGUCACCCUCAGCCACCACUAAUCCCAGCCCAGCAGGAAGGAAGGUGCAGCUCUGGAAGAGCAGCUCAGCCCUGACUCUGUGGAUCCACUCUUUCCAUAGCUUUAGGUAGAGCUGGGCAGCACAGGGGAGAAGUAUGAGUUGUGAGGUGAGUCAGCCUAGAAAUACAGCUUGGUUUUGGGGAUGGAAAAUCAAAUAUUAAAGAAAAAAGAAAAUCUAUUUUUGUCUGUUUAAGUGUUGGGCAUCAUGGUAGCAGCUAACAGAACGAUGGGAUUGUUUGAGUUCCUUGAUUCCAUCUGGGAGAUGAAGAGACAAGGCACAAUGAGGCUGUUCAUUUCAUCAAGUAGGGAGCUGCAGUUGUCCCACAGAGUAGCCUCAGUGAAGCACCACUGUCUGUGCAGGAUUCCCUCUUUUUUUUUUUUUUUUUUUUCCUGCCUGUUGCUAUAAAGGUGGAAACGGUCACUGUUACAAAUGGGGCUUUCAGACUGGGAACAAAUAACAAAAAUAAAGCUAUGUGGUUAGAAGCACCACUCUAAAAUGUCCAAAGAUCAUGUCUCCAAGUCAGUUCUAAUGUUAUUUUAGCACGAUUUUAUUUUGCCACUGUGUGGAAUAGUGGUUUGUUCCGAGGAAAUCACAGGCAGGUGAGGCUGUUGGUGGUGCUGCUGCAGUGAUGGCUGGGAUCUGCCUGUAGGUUUGGACAAUGCAGAGCACUUUUUAGGGAUUUUUGUGGUUGUUCAAGGCUGACUGAUGGACUCAGUGGGGCUUGAACUCUAGCCAGUCUCCUCUCCUAACCAGAGCCAGAGGGACACUGGGCCUCCUCCAGCUGGGGUCUGUGGCAGCAAUACAGGAAAAGUGUGAGGGGGAAGUCCAAGGACAUCCCAAUAGGAAACAAGAGGAAUCAAAGUAAUUGUUUGGGGUUUUUUUGUUCCUUUUUUAUUAUUUAAUUUUAGAAGCGAGCUUUGCGGACCAUGGCUGAGAGAGGUUUUAAGGGCAGUUUCAUAAGGCUGCGUGGGUAGUUCUGUCCCAGCUCUUCUCCCCUCACCAACAAAAAAGCCAUGAAAUCACACUCCAGAGGUGUUGUGGAUGAGCCCUUCACCUGCUGGGAAGGUGCAUCCUGCCAUCCUGCCCUUCAGCAUCAGGCUGCUGGCUCAGGUGUGACCACAGGAGCCACCAGCUGUCACCGAGCACCAUCUGCCAGCACUUUGGUCCCCAGCCCGACCUUGGAGCUCUCCUAGGGGGAAACACUGCAUUGUCCAUAGCACUCUGAAGACUAAACCCUUUUGGGAUAACCACAGUAGGGAACUGUGAGUGGUAUUUUCUAAGUGUAGAUAGGUCUGCUGUUCUUUCGAGGUAAGGUACUCUGACAUAUGUAGCAUAAACUGGUCCUGCUGUUAAAUGGGUCGAUUAUUAACUGAGCAGCUGUGUGGGGGGUAGCUAACUUUGAAUGCAUGAAAUCACUGCUCCUCUGGAUUUGGGAUGGGAGGUAGGUACUGGCUGCUUGUGGGGGUACUUAUGGUGGGGUAAUGCAAGAGGGAAAUGCAGGUGAAUGAGAAAACUGGGAAUUUUUUACAGCAUUUUAAAGAUGGAAAUGGGUAGCCAUUUGAUACAUUGUUCACAAUGGUUUUAAUCCCUUCUUUUGCCCAGUUUUUGCCACUUCCCCAAUAUUGUAAGCUGGAAUAGCUAAAUGGGUAUCAGGGAAGGGAAACUGAAGGGAAAAGAAGUCUCUUUCUGAGAACAGAGAUAGCCAAAUUUCAUUUCCUGAUCUGGUGGUCUUGAACCAUUGACUUUUCAGAUGAGGCUUAAAUUCAGGCCCGGGGUAUGACAUUACUGUCCCCUGGGAAUCAGAGCCUCCCACCUGGCAGGUGACACUGGGGUAGCACUGAGCUCCUGGUGACUCCUGAUCACGGUGCCAGCAUGGGCCAGCCCAGAGGGACCAGCAGCACACGCAGGUGGGGUGGUCUGGGUUUCUGUCAAUCCUCCACGUUCUGAAAGAGCCACAGCAUAAAACAACAAUACUUCUGCCUUAUGAAGUACCUUCAGAAGAAGAGAAGUGUCAGCAAGUUGGGGAAGACACUCAUUUCUUGCAAAGUGAUGCAUUCAGAGUUAGCUGCCUUUCUGAAACAAAAAUAAAAAGAAAUUCAAUACCUACUGUAUGUUACUUUGAAAAUGUGAAUAGUAUUUUUAUAGCUUGUUAAAGACACAGCUAGUUGCAUUUGUAAAUAAGGAUAAUGUUGCUUUUAUUUUCCUUGUGGACACCAUUGUUUGGAACAUAAUUGUCCUUAGGGUUGAUUUGUAUAUAGGUAAUUUGCUUGUGAUUUAAGCCGCUCCUCCCCUUUGCUUUCUGUCCCUUCCCACCCUCUGGUUUUGGUUAGAGGUACCAUUUUCAGCAUUCUGUGUGAUUCUGUGUUUUAGCACUGUUGUGGUGUGUUCAGACUUUCUGCACUUGCUUACACAGUAGGGUAUGCCAAUCGUGUGUGGCGUAAUGUUACUUUAACCUUUUGUUUCUCAUACUUUAGCUGUUGAGAAUUAUACACUGUUAAAAUACUUACUGACCUGGGUUAAGAUUAGGUACAUAUUUUAGCAUCAUUUCCCUUCUUUUCACGGUUUCUCGGGGGUUUUCUUUCUUUUUUUUUUUUUUUUUUUUUUUCCUUCCUUCCUUUCCCUUCCCUUUUGUCUUGUUUGGAAGCUGGGAAGAAACCUGUGGAUCUUCUCUUUGUGUGGUUCUAUUCCCCACUCCCGUGUGCAGCCCGGAGUUUCUCCUCAUGGUCCUUGGGGUAGAGCUUUAUCUGUUUGUUAAGGCAAAUGUAGACUGCGACCCACCUUGCAUCAACCCACGCUCAUCCCAGCUGAACAAUUUGAAAACUGUUCUGCCUUUUUGUUACAUGAAUCUGUCAGAAAUAUAUUUUUAAUUUAAUAUAAAUGAAAUUCAAUAAAAUACGAAACAAA
Molecule: messenger RNA, 11089 nt
Organism: Taeniopygia guttata (zebra finch)
Lineage: Eukaryota; Metazoa; Chordata; Aves; Passeriformes; Estrildidae
Gene: ERBB4
Product: erb-b2 receptor tyrosine kinase 4
Biological process (GO): negative regulation of apoptotic process; multicellular organism development; cell surface receptor protein tyrosine kinase signaling pathway
Cellular component (GO): basal plasma membrane; plasma membrane; signaling receptor complex
Molecular function (GO): ATP binding; epidermal growth factor receptor binding; transmembrane receptor protein tyrosine kinase activity
Source: RefSeq, a predicted model, not a curated record